AUGGGACUGGACUCUCGCCGUCCCCCUCUACCCGCUCCUACGGAGUCCAUGGACGAGCACUCCGCCACGGAAACUGAGCUCGCGACCAACGUCACCGCCCGCACCGACAAGACGUCCUAUUCGAUCCCGGAGGACGGCAGCCCGAUUACCAUUUCGACCGGCAAGGUCAAGGACGCUCAGGGGCACCACGGCCGGACUAAGAGUCAGACGAGUCUGUUGAUUGAGUACUUUGAGGCUUCCAAGACGGGGGACAAGAGUCGGACGAGACCGAGCGUGAGGGUCAAGGUCACACCGAGCGCGAAGAAGCAGAGUCGGUCGGGGAAUGAGGCGAUACAGAUCACGGGCAUAGGGACGGAUCGCAAGCCAUCGUAUACGCGCCGCAUUUCUUUGGGCAACAGCGGCAAGCACGUUGAGACGGGCCUUGCGCCGCACGAGGGCACGGAGGUCAGCCAUUCUUCUGAAAGCAACGUCUCUGCUAGGCCGCCGGUUGAGAUUGAGGUCUUGCAUGGGAGUGACAUCUCCAACAAACGCUCUUCGCGCGGACUGAUGUAUGCACCGGUGGAAUCCAACGUCUCGUCAAUGCCUCCUGAUAGCUUGCUGGAAGGCGAGAAGUCUGCCGGUAUUGAUACCAGCCGCAUGAAGGGUCAUGAUGAUGAGGAAGAUGAUGCUACGCCGACGGAGUACCUACACGCCAAACACGGCUCGAAACCACGAAAGUCGAGCCGAUCGAGUCGAGAGCGGAGUACAAGCAAAGGCUACGAAUAUGAGGGUCAUUCACGUGAGCGGAGAAGAAGAUCUUCGCGAUCGCAGCGUGGAGAGGAGGAUACUGUGAGCGGUGCUGAGUCCAGCUUGCUGUCAUCCAACUUGGCCCCGAGUCAGAGAUCCUACCAAUCUGGAAGUUCACAGGCUUCACGCAUGACCAAUAAUCCAAAGCUGCUUGAGAUGGUCGAGAACACCAUCAAGCGUAUGAUCUUGCCGGAAAUCGAUGCCCUCAAGGAAGAUCAGAAAGUGGAUCGAAAGCUGCGCAAGUUCUCGGAGAGCGGACGAGACUCUGUGCCUUUGGUGGAUCGGGAUGGCCUGGAGCGGCGAGUCAGCAAGUCCUCCAGCACGCCAAACAUCUCUUCGAAGCCAAAGGUUGUGCUUAAUCGGGAAGGAGAUGAUCCUGGGGUUGUUCUGUCGAGAGGAGAUUCGGAGAGAGUGAAGCAUCAUCGCAAGUCGAGCCGUGAAGGCCACUCUGAGCGACCGUCUAGCAGACGUUCUUCGGGCCGUCAUUCUCGAGAAGGCAGCUACGAUGAUGCAGAGGAGAAGAUCAGACACAAGUCGAGCAGAAGCGGAAAUGGACUUCGAGGUGCGGCGGCCGCUGGUCUAGCUGGAGGUGCUUUAACCGCGGCGGCGUUGAAGCACCAUGAUUCUCAGGGCGAUAUCCAUCACCGACGUAAGAAGCGCAGCAAGUCCCGUGGCAGCCGCAACCGGUCUGCGAGCAUCAACGAGACGUCUGAGGAAACUUACCUGAAAGAGCCCAUCCCACCAAUGCCACUCGCAAGCCAGAUCAAUGAUUCUGAUGUGACGCGAGAGAGCAUUCUGUCUCAAGGUACCGACAAUCAGCAUUCCACAGGAUCGGCGACUCCUAUCAGAGAAGUAUCGCGAGGGUCACUGGACAAGUCCGCAUCACCUGCUUCUUCGCGCACCCCAACGAGGACUCCCACCGCGCAGAACCUUGGCAUGAGUUUGACGAAUCGGUCGAUUGAGAGCCCUCGAAGCCCGAAGAGUCCAACGUCGAACAAAGCUCGUUUGGCGGCACUUACUGCUGCUGGGCUUGGAGGUGCUGCUGCCGCUGCAAACCGGAACCACGUUGAUGCAGAUGGGUAUGGAGAGAACGUACCGCAGCGGAAGAUCAGCAGUCCGGUCCAGAGCGUGUCGAGCUUGAGGAAGAACUUUGAGGACGAACCACUCAUUCCUCAAGCACUGCGACCACAGAGUGCUGCAUCGCGGUCGUCUGCUGGACGUUUGGGACACAGUCAAAACUCUCAGACUUCACUUCGAUCUGCGGAAUCAUCCCCCACGACCAAGCUUGCAGAGUCUCGAAAGGUCUCCCAGAACGUCGGCGAGGAGGACUUUGAGACGCCCCUUGAGCAGCCAGCUCCUGCUUUUGCUCGUGAUGGCGCUCAGACACCAAGUGGCGAGACUGCGGAUGAGUGGUUCGAGCGACAGCACCUUGUCAAUGACCGCUACCGUGACUCGAUGGAGGGCGCAACAAACAGAGACUCUUACCAAACGAAUCCAUAUCCCCAAGACGAGAAGCGCUUCACGAUGACUACUGACGACAGUUUCGAUCGGGAACUGGAGGAUGAAGAUGGUGAAGAUAAAGAUGUGCAGCAUCUUGGCUUGAACCCCAAUUACGUCCACACGCCGGUUGCCGUCGAAUCUGCUGUGGCUUCGCUCAUGGAGCCUUCAACCAUCAGCAGUAAUAUGCUCUCUUCGAAUGGCAGUUCUUCCAAAGCCAAUGGAACGUAUAGCGAUCGUAUGGCCGAGCAACUUCGAAGCAUGGGCAAGGACGCACCCCCAAUGUACGAGGGCUCGACCAUUUCCCAAACCAUGCCCAGCUCGGCUCGAUGGGCGGCGAUCAAGGGCCAUGCACGCAACAUGUCCGGAUCAGUCGAGAACAUCAAUGACGCGAGCCCAUCGAAGAGUCCACGACAGGAGCGAUCAAUCGAGCAGCCUGUUAUGGGUGCGAGUGGUUUGCCUCUGGCCAGUGAUCCUAUGCCAGAGAUUGGACACUUUGAUGAUUCGAGAUCAGAUCUGGAGACGAACCCAUCCAUCAUUCAAGGUCCGUUGGGCGGCGAUGCUACCGGCAAGGACACAUGGCCGUACACUCCUGAUCCACACCAAGAUGCUCAGUACCGUGACUCCCAGUCUAUGAAGAGCGUGGGUGGACAGGAUGGAAUGCUUGCCGCUGCAGCUGCUGCGAACUCUGCACGCCAACCUACUGUGGAAGAUGAGCAUAAUCGUGACAUGGACCUCAGUCGAGAUGCAACUCCCACUUUCCGCGACGAAGGUUAUGUCACUGACGGUCGUGCUCGUUCUGCUGGCGGCAUCACGCCCAAGCCAGAGCAUCAGCGAUAUGGCAAGAAGGAUCUUAAGGAAUAUGCUCGCGCAAUGGAUCCUCAAGAUCUCGGGGAAGAUCCCUUCACUGGUGAUGCGAAGCACACUCGUCAUUUCAGCGGCAAUUCUCAUGGAAUGGACUCGCCUUUGUAUGACAGCUCCACCGGCAAGGGCAUGGAUCGCAUUGAGUCCAAGGAUGUUGUCGCGUUGAUGGACCAUCUCACCGUAAGAGACGCACAGCGCAAUGCUCGCGAUACCGAGAUUCUGGUGACACUGGUGCGAAGCGCUGCAGAGAUGCGUCAGAACUUUGACGAGAUGAAGAAGAUCAUUGUCGAGCAGGACAAGAUCAUCAUGCAGAACAUGGAGCGCAACUCGGAGCAGACAGCACACAAGGUGUUGAACAGUCCUCGUGCGCAACCGAUUGCAUCUCCACGCAUCAUACGUCGACCAGAACAGUCUGAGGAAGAUAUUCAGACCAAGCGAAAGGGUGUCUUAAAGCGUGCUCUGAAGGGUCUGACUGGUGGCAAGAGCGGAAAGGAUCUUGCCAGGAUUGAAGAUAUGCUCAUGCAAAUUCUUGACAAUGUUGAAGAUCUGAAAGUCCAGCAUGGCGGCAGUGGUGGUUCGAGAGGGUUGGAUCGCUCGAUGACCAAUGACAGCCUGGACUCCUACGAGAAGCUACGGAAUGCUCCUGAUUCUGGUUAUGAGCCGGAAGGGCAAGCUGGAACUUCGAGCACGCCUAGCCAGUCUGGUCACUUCAACGUCCCGCCGAGAGAGAAGCACCAGUUCCAUUCUGGCUAUGAUGGACGACGUGGGUCUGAGCAUCGGGUCAGCACUGUUCUGGAAGACGAUGAAGAUGAGCUGGAGCCACAUGAGACUCAUGUGUUGAACCAUCAAUUCGAGAACAACGAGCGGAUGUUGACGCCAACGCAAGAGAAUCAUCGUACACGUGGCUUGUCGCCUACCAACGACACACCACCUCAGAAUGUUGCGGCGUACAACAACACCCCGGACAAGCAGCGGAAGCACAAGAGCAACAGCUCAUCCUUGUUUGGUGUGCCAAAGAUCUCUCGCUGGUCCAGGACGACUGCAUCUUCUGCUGCGCCGGAUCCUGGUGCUCUCGACAGCCCCAAGCAGACACGUUAUCAGCGACCUUCAUCCGAAUCAUCGAGAUCUCGCUCUACAUUGGACCAGUAUGACGACGAUGGCUAUAGUCUGCGUGAAGAUGAUCGGCUGCGAUCGACGCAGAGCUUGGCCAAAGAGCAAGCGCAGAAGGCCACUCAAGAUGAGACGCGCAGCAUGCGUAGCCAAGGAAGCAGAUUGACGAGAACUCCAUCUCCCCUGAUCCCGUCCGAGGCGUCGGGCCAAGACGAGUACGAGUUGCACGACGACGAUCUGCGAGUCCCGUCCCCAGUUCAAGAGGACGACGAGGCGUACCUAGACGAUCCCAAGUACCACGCGCACCGCAACUCGAUCCUCCUACAACACCCCCAGCCUCGCGCCGGCGCAACCCCACGCCACCAAAACAACCUCGAAUCGCAAGCCCACACCUUCGACGACCACACCGGCACCAAUUCCGACCUCUCCCAGCGCACGGUGAGCGACUUCGAUCCCGCCGUCUGGGGCUCCUCAGGAACGGCCGGACUGGCGCGCCACCGCUUGACGCAGCAAGUGGAACCGAUCAGCCCGGUCAGCAUGGCGAGUCCACGGGGUGGAUACGGCGGCGGCACGCGCGACGACGGGCCGUUGGUCCCACAGCAGCAGGCGAAGAAGCCGGCUGUGCCUCCGAAGAUUCGGCAUGAUGAGCCUGACGAUGAGGAGGAUGAGUGGGAUGAGCCGCUGUUUAGUAAUAGCGGGUUCAGUAAGGGUGGUGGUCAACAAACUGGUGGCGGUGGUGCUGGUGGGUAUUACAGCAGUCCCUACGGCUCGGGACAUCUGCUCGAGCCGAUUGAGGAGGUGCGGUAUUCGUUGGAGACGGACUCGGGACGGCUUUCCCCCGAACCAACAGUCGCAUCCGCCAAGGCCGUCCCGGCGCGCAAGAUCACCGGUCCGAGGCCGAUGGGUAGUAGCAGUAGGAACUCGCAGCAGCAGCAGCCGAGAGUCAUUGACACGACAACGACGGGCACGGUGAGGAGGAAGCCGGUUCCUGGGCAAGGUUCGAGCGAUAGUCUUGAGAGCGAGACGUUUUGA
Messenger RNA from Zasmidium cellare ATCC 36951, 5289 nucleotides. RefSeq lists its product as uncharacterized. Bases 1 to 5289 code for a protein of 1762 amino acids. The transcript has 3 exons. The record is from RefSeq and is a predicted model, not a curated record. Lineage: Eukaryota; Fungi; Ascomycota; Dothideomycetes; Mycosphaerellales; Mycosphaerellaceae.